CAUUACUGGGGCCACAGGCGCCACAAACCAAUUGCCAAGGACGUCGGCGACAGGGCCGAAGAAGGACGUGCCUAUGGGAGUCUCGGCAAUGCUUAUCACUCUCUCGGCGACUUCCAACGAGCAAUAGAGUACCACGAGAAACGCCUUAGCAUUGCCAAGGACGUCGGCAACAGGUACGGAGAAGGACUUGCCUAUGGGAAUCUCGGCAAUGCUUAUCACUCUCUCGGCGACUUCCAACGAGCAAUAGAGUACCUCGAGAAACACCUUAGCAUUGCCAAGGACGUCGGCGACAGGGCCGGAGAAGGACGUGCCUAUUACAAUCUAGGCAUCUCUUAUUUAAAUUUAGAUUCUUUGAAUGAAGCUUUAGCUCAUUUCAGGUUGAGCGUAGAAACUCAUAACACUAUUAGAGCCAGUCUCAUUUCCAAAGAUGUCUGGAAAAUAAGUUACCGUUCGGUUUCGAAAAAUGCCUACACCUGUUUAUAGCAAGUUCUUAUAAUGCUUCAAAAGACGAACGAGGCCCUUUAUGCUGCUGAGCAAGGAAGAGCACAAGCCUUGCAAGAGGCCUUGGAAAUAAAAUAUGGCUUCCCAUCAUUUCCACACAGGUGCAAUAAACCUGAAGAAGAGGUUACAAACAUUUCAAGAAAAACAUCUACUUUGACAGCUUUUCUUGCAAUAGAAAAUGAAACAAUUUAUUUAUGGGUAUUGGGAAAGGAAAGCAACGCUGUUUUUAGGGAAGCAAAGUUAACAAUGGAAAAUGUACAUGAAGAUCCAUUUGCUGUUCUUUUGGAAGCUUCUUUGAAACAAAUUGAGGCAGGGGUCAAUUUAAGAUGCGAGAAUCGGUCAUUGGAUAAGGUAAGCGACAAUCCAGCUCACAAUACACGAGGCGAUGAGCGAAUAUUGGAGCCGUCACGCAGGAAUACUGACUGGUUACAGCCACUGUAUGAUGUUGUGAUUGGUCCCAUUGAAGACUUGCUUAAUUGUGAUGAACUUAUUGUAGUCCCUGAUGGUGCUUUGUCUUUAGCUCCAUGGGCAGCGCUAAGUGAAUCUUUAAGGAUCCGUACUGUUCCUUCACUUGCAAUUUUGAAGCUGAUCACUGAUUCUGCAGCUGAUCACCACACUAAAGAUGGAGUCCUGCUUGUUGGAGAUCCAAGUCUGGAAAAAGUUACAGAUAAAUGGGGUAGACCCAUUUACGAGCAACUUAAUUACGCAAAAAAGGAUGUGGAGAUGAUUGGAGGAAUCCUAAACGGCCAACCACUUACAGGAGAAGCUGCAACAAAACAGGAGGUGCUUAAAGGAAUAGAGUCAGUCGCUUUAGUUCACAUUGCAGCCCACGGAAGAAAGGAAACUGUUGAAAUUGCCUUGGCUCCAAACCCCGGUUGGAAAUCAAAGAAUCCUAUUCCUAUGGAAGAGGAUUAUAUUUUGAAGAUGUCUGAUAUACAAGCUACUGAGUUGAGAGCGAGGCUGGUUGUGCUCAGUUGUUGCCAUGGUGGUAAAGGAGACGUUAACUCCGAGGGCGUCGUCGGUAUGGCGCGGGCUUUCUUGUUUGCUGGUGCUCGUUCUGUGCUAGUGUCACUCUGGGCAAUCGAUGACAAAGCCACCUUGGAGUUUAUGAAAAGUUUCUACCAACACCUGAGAGCUGGCAAAAGUGCUAGUUACGCUCUUCAGAGGGCCAUGAAAUGUCUCCGGGACUCGGAAAGCUUUUCUGCCCCGAAGUACUGGGCUCCAUUUGUGCUGAUUGGCGAUAACGUUACAAUUCAAUUUGAUGAAAAUAAUUGA
This is a messenger RNA of Porites evermanni, 1776 nucleotides long. NCBI's taxonomy places the organism in Eukaryota, Metazoa, Cnidaria, Anthozoa, Scleractinia, Poritidae. The record is from the annotation of a GenBank genome assembly.